This is a messenger RNA of Cladocopium goreaui, 1500 nucleotides long. The record is from the annotation of a GenBank genome assembly. Lineage: Eukaryota; Dinophyceae; Suessiales; Symbiodiniaceae.
UCUAAAAAUAAAAAACCUGUAGCUGGGAAUCCGACAAUUCUGAGCCAUGUUUGAGCCAGAAGAACCAGAGAGCUUCAAUGAGAACAAGAUGUGGUAUGCACAAUUGGUAGGCCCUUGCCUCACUGACCAUGGUGAUCAAAAGUGGCGAGCAGCCAUCUCAACACCCAGUGGCAUUGUGAUCUGCCCUCCAUGGAAUGCCAGUCAUGUGCUGCGCAUCGAUCCACGGGAGCCUCAGCAAAUCGAUGUGCAGAUUGUAGGUGCCGACUUGGGUCUUGGUGCUGGAAAGUGGAGGUCCGGCGUCUUCGGUGCUGAUGGGCACGUCUACUGCCCUCCUUGGUUUGCCUCGCAUGUUUUGCGAAUCGACCCAAAUGUCGGAACUUCCGAGCUCAUCGGUCCUGAAUUCACCAUGCCAGAUCCACUGGAACUUGCCAAGGAGCUGGGCGACAGCAUUGGGCUGGGAGAUGGAGAACCAGAUGACGAGCAUUGGGGGAAGUGGAUGGAUGGGGUACUCAGCCCCAAUGGAUGCCUGUACUGUCAACCAUGGUGUGCCAAUCGCAUUCUGCGAAUAAACACUCAUACUGGAGAAGUAGACCUCAUCGGUCCAGAUCUGGGUUGGACUCCAGACAAGUACAGAGCAGCCGUGGUUGCUACCGACGGGGCGAUCUAUUGUCCACCACAUUCAGCUGCUCGCGUCUUAAGAAUAGACCUCACGAGCGGAGAAGUCACUUUCAUCGGCCCAGACUACGGCACAAAACGUGGCAAGUGGUGGACUGGGGCAAUGAGUUUGGUUAAUACCAUCCUCUGCCCACCACAUUCUGCUGGACAGGUGCUUCAAAUUGAUACUUUUCAGAGAACUUGCGCUCUGGUGGGGCGAGACUUUGGUGAUGAUGAGGCAAAAUAUCGCGCCAUUGUUCAAAGUAACGAUGGAUGUUUCUAUGGUCCACCUUGCAACGCGCCCCAGGUCAUUUGCAUUGAUCCAAUCACGCCAGAUGCUGAUUUCAUAGGUCCUGAUUUUUGUGCUGGUGGGUUCAAAUGGGUCACAGCAGGGCUGGGUGAAGACGGAUGCGUCUACAGUCCGCCGUGGCUGGCCCACAAGGCACUUCGUAUUGAUGUGCCAAACCGUUGGGCAAGGCAAAUUGGCAAAAACCAUGGCUGGGGUGGCGGCAAGUGGGACAUCAUGUGCGCGCACGAGGAUGGAUUCUUUUAUUGUCCUCCCCUUUGUGCAACGGACACAUUGAGCCUUGACACUGCAAUUGGUACAACGGAGUUGCUUGCACCUGAAUUGGGCAAAGUGGCCAAAAAGUGGCGCUGUGCAGCAAGAUCCUGCGGGGGUGACCUCUUCUGCCCGCCCUAUGGGCAUGAGAAGGUUCUCCGACUGACAUUCAAAAGCUUGCAACUUGAUAGCCGCAGUGGAUCGAAAAGCGCUUCCAAAGAUGAAGCGUCGAAAUCCAAAGAUCAGCCAUCAAAGGAUCCUUCUGAGCUCAUUGAUGAAUAAUGAUG